Messenger RNA from Trichoplusia ni (cabbage looper), 1036 nucleotides. RefSeq lists its product as uncharacterized. The coding region runs from base 397 to 717 and encodes 106 amino acids. The record is from RefSeq and is a predicted model, not a curated record. The transcript is spliced from 4 exons. NCBI's taxonomy places the organism in Eukaryota, Metazoa, Arthropoda, Insecta, Lepidoptera, Noctuidae.
AAGGUGGAAUUACUGACCGUUGCUUAACCUGUAUUAUUUUUUGUAAAUUCAGCAAAAAAAAAUAUCUUAUUUGUGUAAAUUUUAAUGUCACGUUCAUAAUAUACACAGCUUGGGGCAGAUGGACGAGCAGAGCAAAUCUUUAUUAACCUUUCGAUACGAAACGUAUGAGUGUAGCUGUAUAUUCAAUCUAAUAAUUUAUUCUACAUACGUAUAAAGUUAUAAAAAUCACGUGUUUAUUAAUGUUAUAUUUCCCUUUUGUUAUUACUCAAAUGAUAAAAGAGUUGUAACAUUUUUAUUAUGGAAGUAAAACGUAUCGGAAAGGCAUAACUUUUUGAAUUACUUCAAGGUUUGACAAUGCAUACAACGCACAGCAACAACAUACUAUGAUGUAUCAUUAUGAUACAAUUAUUAGCUAUUUUCAUAUAUUUAAUAUCAUCAGCAGACGCCCACAGCGAAAUUCUGAAAAACGAAGAAGAGUGUAAGGUGGCAGACCUGUGCGUUCACGACAAAGUACCGAUGUGUGCUAUAGACUCAUGCGGAGAGAUGCGGACAUUCAUUGACAUUUGCGACAUGCACGAGUUCAACUGUGACAGCAAAAAAGAUUUCAAACAAAGACCGAUCCACGAAUGUUGGGUGACGUGCAAGAGAGGACGUUCUUUCAAGAAACCGGAAUACAGAACUGACUGUAAUAUUAACCAAAAGCCUAAUAGACUGUAAUUUUUUAAUGAGUUUUUAUUUAUUUCCUCGUAUUUCUUCAUAAUAAAUUCAAGAACUUCGCCAGUUCUCCAGAGGGAAUACAUCCCGCAAAUUUUCGCUGUCUGCAAUUCAGGCACUUUACUUUUAUAUACAUUUCCCUGUUACCAACUCUGUAGAAAUAAAAUAUUCAUACUUGAGUCUGUAUUGAGUAUGUAAAUAUACUUCUGAAGGUAAAUCAAUUUAAUAUUGUAGCUUCGUAUUGAGUACCGUUAUUUAAACUUCUACGAUAAUAUACCUAUCCUUGUUUUAAAUGUUCGUUGAUACAGCGAUAGAGGCAAUA